Athalia rosae (coleseed sawfly) is the source of this 3938-nucleotide messenger RNA. RefSeq lists its product as uncharacterized. NCBI's taxonomy places the organism in Eukaryota, Metazoa, Arthropoda, Insecta, Hymenoptera, Athaliidae. The transcript has 12 exons. The record is from RefSeq and is a predicted model, not a curated record. Gene Ontology annotation, molecular function: calcium ion binding. The coding region runs from base 981 to 3167 and encodes 728 amino acids.
GAAGUGGGGAAAAACUGAGGGGUGAUUACCAAUCGGAUUGCUCCCGCGCAGGAUAAAGUGGUAUCGUCAUUUCCCAAGAUUCCCGCGCACGCUAGCAGCCGGCGCACGCUGACUACAGAAUACCGAGCGGGAAAUCAAUACCGCAUGGGCAUCUCCCGCGCGAUGAAUGUUUUUUACUUAUUGUUCGCAUCCUCUUAUCGAGACGAGCGGAGAUAACACUUUAGGAAACUUACCGAUUCACACUAUUAUCUUUGGCAUCCGACGUAACACUCACGCCUUGCAUUUUGAUCUUUGAAACAAGAAAGAUUCGGAUCACACAUAUCCAUUUCCGUUCCCGCACGUCUGAAGGUUCAGCGUCCGGCAACAAGCCGGCUUUUUUAAGGUCCAUCGUCGAGAGAAUGCAGAUGCAUGGCUAGAAUGAUAUUUCAGAAAGAACUUGUAUCGGAGAUGUCUUUCAGUAUCGUUCGCACGAUUAUUUCUUUCCCCAUGCAGCUCUGAAAUUCGAAAUGCCUUACAGGUUGCGUCAGCGUUGAUGAAUAGUUACGUACUACAUCGAUAACUUGUAUUACAUCACUGGAUUUUGUGACGGAGGAAUUUAAUGCAAUCAACAGCUAACUGACUCGAUAGGGUUUGAGACCACGCACUUUAGCAUUGACCCAUUGAGAACCAAUGUGAAAAUAAAAAAAUCAAGAUUGAGUCCGUGUUUACCCCUGUUUACCAUUCCCUUUCCCACCGAAAGAAAAACAAUUUUAGAUCAUGGAUGAGGACAGCAGAAUCGUGCUUCAUCGAGUCGCGUUUCAAACACACUAUGAACGUGGUUACGAGAUGGAAAAUCCGAUGCGUAAUUUUUUCUCUCAAAUUAUUUUCCACGUGUUUUACUAUGGCUGAUUUUUUUUUACCUGCAUUGGAAAUGUCAAAUUUUUAAUAUCCACGCACUAAUUAUGAAAAAUUCUGGCUAAAUCCAAAUUGAGAAUAUCAAUAUGCCAGAAGGAAAGAAAAACCUGAAACUACGAGAUGUUUGGCGAACAUGCAACAAAAUCAGGGCGGCAAUAUUCCGGGUAGGGACCAACCUUUGGGACUACUACAAACCCUUGGACCCUAACAAUAAUGGCCUCAUCUCAGAAUCAAAGUUCGUAUCGGUCUUGGCCGGACCACUUCGAGGACCGAUCGGUCUCUCAGAUCAAGAAAUUGGCGACUUAGCUGAUUAUUUCCGGAUUCAAGAUGGGAGAAUUUUGUACAGUCAAUUCUGUGAAGUUAUUCAUGACAGUGUUCCCGAGUUUGGUAAUAACAAGCCACUAGUGACCGGUUUGGAAUGGGAAGAUCCUUUACACGUGAACCGGCUCAGCGGUACCGAGCACAGAAGGUUGUCUCUGAUCAUCACGCAAAUCGCUGUCCUGAUUAACAAACGGAAAUUGGUCCUUCGCCCGUACUUCCAGGACUACGAGUUGGUAGCAAAAAAUGCCGGAACUGUAACCCUUGCCCACUUUGCCAGGGUAUUGAACUUCCUCGGCAUAGUGUUAGCCGCUGAUGAAUUUAAUUUGCUGAUCAAGCGGUUCGUUAAAGACAGCUACACCGUUAAUUAUGUAGCCUUCGUAAAAGCUGUCGAUGACGCUCAAAACUACAUGGACCAGCAUGGGAUGUUGGGCUUGGGGGGCGAUUUAUUGGAUCAAUUUCCUGGAAGAAUUAUUACUGCGGAAUUGCCUAAAUUACCGAGACCAGAAAUAGGCCGGGUGCUACCGGGGGAAGUAUUUGGACGACAAUCUGUCUUUCAUCCAGUAAUGGAAAAACGUAAAGAGUUGAUGCCACUGAUCGAGGUUCUGCAAAGAAUACAACGGCACGUUUUGGAACACCGUAUUCGUAUAAAUGAGUUUUUCAGGGAUUUUGAUCCGCUGAAUUCUGGACGAGUAACAUCGUCGCAAUUUCGAAGAGCUCUUGAUGGAAUGCAGGUAUCAGCUAUGUCACGUUUGUACUUGGCAGAACCCGAAAUCGAUGGUAUCAUCGCCUUGUACAAAGACUGCAAUGAUCCAGAUAGGAUUAAUUGGAGGACCUUCGAAGACGACUUGGACCAAGUAUUCACUGUGAAGGAACUUGACAAGCUACCAACACUGCGUAUCGAUCCACCCCCGAAAGAGAUAGCCGAAUUAUGUCGAAAAGGUCAGAAGGAUUGGCAAUGCGAAAAACCGCCUGUAAGAGAAUUGUGCGAAACGGCUUUACACCGUGUUCGACGGCGAACUGAGGAACGGGGAAUUCAUCUUAAGCCCUUCUUCAAGGCAUACGACAAGCACAAUCAUGGCCAUGUGACGAGAAGCCAACUUCGGCAGACUAUGACUACCGCUUGCAUUCUCCUGUCGCGAGAGGAAACGUACGCUUUGGAACAACGUUACAAUGAUGAACUGGGUUUCAACUAUGCCUGGUUCAUCGAGGAGAUGGAAGCGCGCAAGCCGGAAGUACCGUUGUAUAAUUCGAUGCUGGAGGAAAAGAAAUUAUUAAACGCCGAGAAACCCAUGCCGAAGGCUACUAGCGAUGAAAGCAAUAUACUGCUGAUACUCGCAAAAAUCAAGGCUAAAGUAGUUCGCGAACGGAUCAGGGUCAGCGAAUUUUUAAAACCAUUCGAUCCGCGAAGAGAACUAAUUAUUCGGAGAGCAGAUUUUAUACGAGGCCUGGAUCAGCUUCGUUGCAAUCUUACCUGUCGGGAGAUUGAGACAAUUAUGGAAGUCUAUAAAGCACCUUUGAGACCUAAUUUUGUUGAGUACGCAAGAUUCGCAGAAGCUGUUGAAGAGUCUGUAGCCAUGGGAUCUCUUGAGCGCGCUCCUCUUCUAGUCCCUGUACAGCAUUUGCCAUCGACGGCCUGUACAAGAACGUUCCUCAACUUCGAAGAGCGGCACGUUUUAGCACAAGCCAUGGACAAGUUAUGUGUCCGAAAAAAUAUCAACAUGGAAGACAUAUUUGCGGACUUUGAUAAGGAUAGAAUUGGCUCCGUCUCCGGAGACUGCCUAACGAAAGCUUUGUCUGGAAGGAACAUGCUUCAUCUCAUAAGUGGCGUUGAACUGCAGACUAUACAAAAAUGCUUCGGCAUCGAACGUGGCGGGCGUUUGGAGUUUGACUAUAGAGCUUUCUUACACGCUUUGUACUUGUUACAAGAAAACAAGAAGACCAAUCCUCUUUGAAAAAUUUGAAAACGAUGCGACAAACAUUCAUAACAUUUUAUUAGGAAUCUCCAAUGGUCAAAGAUUUGCGGUCUCGUUUUCGUGAAUAUCAAAUACGCACGCUGCGUAGUGCGAACAACAGGACGAGUUUUUAAUAGAAUACAAUGAAUUGUUUCAAUUAUCUGUGAUGAUGAAUGUGAUAACUCUGUAUCUGUAUCAAAUACAUCUAGACUACGAUUGAAGUUCUUUCGUAAUGAUAGAUUUCUUGAUAUUAUCGAUGCCGCAAUCAUAGGUGAAGCUUGCAACUCUGGCAAGGAAAGUUGGCUCUGCAAGAACCUGGCCCGAAUUUGACCGAAUAUCAUGAUUAAAAUCAUGAAUUAGUGGCUUUUCGUAAUUAGAUAAAGAAACGAACUCCUCGAUGUGUUCAACUGAUAUCUUUACCUCUAUCUUUACUACCCCCUACCAUUCUUUAAAUAUCAAAAGCCCGCGACGAGAGCGUCUACAGGUGUAGCGGAGCAAUCGUAUAAAUAUGCUACGGUACCGCCAUCUGUCAAUCAUUGCAAUCAACAGGUCUAUUGUUUUCUGAUCAAAUCAUCGAGCUUGCAAAGCUCUGUGGAUCAAAAGUGACCCAAGCUUACAAUUAUCGACCAGAGGUCACUUAAAUUAGAUAAGAAAUCCGAUAGAUGGUGAAUUCUUUUUUGUGUAUCGGUCACAAAUUUGGUUCUAGUUACUUAGCCUUGGUGAAAAUACUGUUUGCGAUAAAAAUAAAAGACGGACUGAAAUGUUUACCGA